Molecule: messenger RNA, 2554 nt
Organism: Pipra filicauda (Wire-tailed manakin)
Lineage: Eukaryota; Metazoa; Chordata; Aves; Passeriformes; Pipridae
Gene: TOMM34
Product: translocase of outer mitochondrial membrane 34
Exons: 7
Coding region: 596-1633 (345 amino acids)
Cellular component (GO): cytosol; mitochondrion
Molecular function (GO): heat shock protein binding
Source: RefSeq, a predicted model, not a curated record
CGCAGCUUCCUUUGUUCGCCGCUGAUUCCCCGGGCCCCAGCUGCAAGCCGCUGAUAGGAUUCUGACACGGACACUUCAUUCAAGCUGCCGCCGAUCUCCAGCUCUCCCUCCGCAGCCCGGCCCGGCCUGGCGCUCCGAGAUAGGCGGCUCAUGGAGCUCAGCCCAAACCCCGGGAUGCUCCGGGCCCGGCGGGACGGCGGAGGUGCCAGGACAGGGCACCGAGCUGGGCACGGCCCCGGCGCCAGCGGACCCGCACGGAACUCACCCGGACAGGGACGAGAGGGAAAAACAAGCGACCGGGACUCUGUCGCUCGGCCGGCACAGGUGGGCACACCUCGGUACAGCCGCGGGACCGCUGCGAGCGCCCGCAGCCGCCGCCUUCUCCCCGGCUCUGCAGCUCGAGCCAUUUCCCCACCACCUGCGCUCGGUGCUGUCCCAGCACUUGCCGGCGCCGCUCGGGGCGAAGCCACCGACCCCCGCCGCCCCUCCGGCCGGCUCGGAGCGGCCCCGCUCCCCCCGCUCCCAAGGCCGGAGCAUCCCCGGCGGGGACGCGCCCCGCGCUUACCGGCGCGGGUUCCGCAGCUGCACCGUCUCCAUGUCGGCGACUCGGCGAUCCCGGCGCUCCGUCUCUCACCGCCCCAUGGCUCCCCGCCCCGCCGCCGCUUCCGCCCGCCGCCGGAUGCCGCGGGGAGCGCCCACCCCGGCCCGGCGAGGGCGCGGCUUCCCGGGCGCGAUGGCCGCGUCCCCCGGUGCGCUGCGCCGGGCCGGCAACGAGGAGUUCCGCCGCGGGCAGUACGGCCCGGCCGCCGCGCUCUACACGCGGGCGCUGGAGCAGCUCGAGGCAUCAGGGGAUGCCGCCGCCGAGGAGCGCAGCGUGCUGCUCGCCAACCGCGCCGCCUGCCACCUCAAGGACGGCGCCUGCAGCCUGUGCGUGGCCGAUUGCUCCAGCGCCCUCGAGCUGGUCCCGUUCGGGAUCAAGCCCCUCCUGAGGCGGGCGGCGGCUUACGAGGCUCUGGAGAGGUACUCGCUGGCCUACGUGGACUACAAGACCGCGCUGCAGGUGGACUGCUCCGUGCAGGCGGCGCACGAUGGAGUCAACAGGAUGACUAAAGCCCUGCUGGAGAAGGAUGGCGUGAACUGGCGUCAGAAGCUGCCGCCAAUCCCCACAGUGCCUGUUUCUGCCCAGACGAGGUGGAGCGUUCCUUCUCCUGGAGCCCCUGGGGCAAACACUCCUCCUGCAGCUGCACCACAGGGAAAACCAGACCAGACUGCUGCUGGCAUGGAGAGAGCUCGAACUCUGAAGGAAGAAGGAAACGAACUUGUAAAGAAAGGAAACCAUAAAAGAGCGGUUGAGAAGUACACUGAGAGUUUAAAGCUCAACCAGGAAUGUGCAACCUACACCAACAGAGCUCUCUGUUACCUGACCCUGAAGCAAUACAAGGAGGCAGCACAGGACUGCACAGAAGCUCUGAAGUUAGAUCCUAAGAACGUGAAGGCACUCUACAGGCGUGCUCAAGCAUUUAAAGAACUGAAGGAUUACAAAUCAAGUAUUGCUGAUAUCAAGAGCUUGUUGAAAACUGAACCAAAGAACACAGCUGCACUGAGAUUACUUCAAGAACUGAACAGAGCCUAGGGUAACCAAGCAACAAGGAAAGCUUUGUUUUCCACUGCAGGAGAAAGCUUUUUCCCUUCUCAUGUUGUUACAGGGACCAAUCUUGAUGCAGGAUCUGUAUUGAAAUCUAUCUUCCACUGCUGCUGAGAUAUAAGAGGUUCUGUACCAGCAUAAGGAAUGUUAAGACACAAUCUGUAUCAAACUCUAUUAAUCUGGCUCUAAGAUCAUGCUUAGUUUUAAUGCCCUUCCCUGGUUGAAGUCAACUUGCCUGUAACUAUUGGUCUCAGGGACUCUUUCCAUGCUGGCUGAGAUGCAUGUGAAGUGGCUGUUCUUUCUGAAGAGCUACAAACAGAGGGUUUUUUGUCCUUAUUCAGGUGACAGUUUUGCUGCAUUUGUGCUGCUAUUACUGAAAUAAGGUGGCUGCAAGAACUGCUGUAGUUGCCAGAGCACCACAUACCCUUCUUGUAACAGGGGCACAGUUACUUGCACAGGGCUGAGCUUGUUCCCUCGCCCCCUUGAUGCCUGCUGGCCCUCAGCUGGGUUCUGCUGCUUAGUGUGGCUGGGCAGAUGUUUACAGUAGCAGCUUUCUUUAGUUAUUCUGCACAUUUAAGAAAACAGCAGCAAGUUAAGCCUGCCUUGUUACACUGUGCACUAUUACAGAUUCUGGGUGCUUGGGAAUUUUGCAAUGGUUUGUUUGUUUGUUUGUUUUAAAAACACUUUAGCUCCUCUGUGCCUUUUGGAGCAGUUGCUAUGGGGUGUUACAGGGAGGAAAAUUUUCAGUAACAUCCCAGCUGAGGUCUGGCUUACUACUUCAAUGCAUGUUUAUGCUUUUUGGUCUUCUCCUGAUCUGGUAUUGAUGGCACUGAUUUAAAAUGGUAGGUAAAGAGAUAGUUGGAGUUACUCUGUGAACUGUUAAAACCAUUAAAGCCAUGUUUAUUUUCA